Molecule: messenger RNA, 726 nt
Organism: Salvelinus sp. IW2-2015
Lineage: Eukaryota; Metazoa; Chordata; Actinopteri; Salmoniformes; Salmonidae
Product: MORN repeat-containing protein 4
Biological process (GO): response to axon injury
Cellular component (GO): cell projection
Source: RefSeq, a predicted model, not a curated record
AUGACUCUGACGAGAGGGUCGUUCACCUACACAACUGGCGAGGAGUACCAUGGGGACUGGAAAGAAGGUCAGAGACAUGGAAUGGGCCAGCUGAAGUUCUCGGAUGGAACCUGCUACUCAGGACAGUUUGAGAACGGACUGUUAUAUAGCUCAGGGGUGCUCCUUUUACUAGAGGGAUCCAGGUAUGAAAGUGAGUUUGCCCAGGGGAAGUUCCAGGGAGCCGGGGUCUUCAGUCGCUUUGAUGGGAUGAAGUUUGAAGGAGAGUUCAUGAGUGGUCGUGUGGAGGGGUCCUGGUUACUGACGUUUCCAGAUGGGAACCAUGGUGUGCCGUGUAACGAGGGCCUGUUUGAGAACCAUACGCUGCAGAAGAGGGAGAAGUGCCCAGGGGUGGUUCAGUGGGCACAAGGAGCCGCCUUCACUGCCCGCAGUCUGGCUCUAUGACCCUGCAGAGACCAGGACAAUAUGUGGAGUGGCUAGCAGUUCAGCAACUAGACUCUUCUUAUUUCCAAAAUGAUGGAACAAUGGGGCUCAACCAUGGCCAGGAUACAACAUCCUCCUACAGGCACUCCAGGAUGGACGACAGGGUUAUGCAUCAGGGUUAGGGGCAAUUCUAAAUUGAGUUGCGAAUUGGUCUUUAAUUCCAUUUCAGUUCUUGAAUUGGAAUUGGCCAGACCCCACAGAAAGCAAAACUUGAAAUUAAUUUUAAUUUGUGGUAGAAUUGCUAAU